Molecule: messenger RNA, 3873 nt
Organism: Cherax quadricarinatus
Lineage: Eukaryota; Metazoa; Arthropoda; Malacostraca; Decapoda; Parastacidae
Source: RefSeq, a predicted model, not a curated record
UGGAGCGGCCGUCCAGAGCGGGACUACGGCGCCGCGCUAUCCGCGAAAUCCGCACAGAAAUCGGUUAAUAGUCGAGAGAUUGAACUACUAAUCUAAAAUUACUCUGCAGUUGAAACUUAUGCGAGCUGGUAUCAAAGAGUAAUGGAAUAUGUGCCGUCAACCUGGUACAGAAUUACCAAGAAACAAUCCUUGAUAAUAGAUGAAAAUCAAAUGAUAGUGAAUGUUGAAAAUAACGCUCAAGAGGUUAUAAAACGGGAAUCAUAUUAGACUUCCUGCCAUACAUUACUCUUCACUGCCAGAACAGCCUUCGCUUCAGUGGUGCACUAUUUUGUCUCGUUCGUAGCCUCUAGUUGUGUUUGCAGGAGUCGAUCUACAGUUCCUGGUUCCGCCUUUUUGACUCUUAUUGACCAGAUUUACUGAUCCCUGGCCUCCAGGGUCUUAUUAUAUCUACUCUUGAAACUUUAUUGAUCACCUAGUGCAAGGCUGUGUGAAGGACUGAUAAAAGUGAGCUUGGCAAGCACAUAAGUUAUGGAAAUAUCACACGGUUCGGCCCUGAGACUAAGAUUGCUGGCGUUGUGUGGGAAAAGUUGAAUGUUCAAGUGUUGUUACUAAUGCUGAACUCCAUCAAGUAAGGCCUACACACCAAUUAUUAAGAUAAUCCGUAAACUAAUAUAGAAAGUUUGUUACUGACUUAGAAGUUGAAGUAAUGUAGCUAAGAAAAUUUAUAGUGAAAGCGGUUGAUUAAGAAUAACAUCAAAUUUGUUGCUAUAUCAAUGAUGUAAAUCACAGUACAGUGUUUUAAAUGUGUGUGAUUUAGUAGCUUGAAAAAAUAUGUGCAAUAACUUGAAUAUUAAUUAAGAGCGCAGUGUGUUAAGUCUACCUUAAUGCAAGUGACUUAGCAUUGCAGUGUAGCUAGUCUUUAAAUAAUGUGAAGGCUUUUGUGUGCGUAUUGCUUUUGUGUAAGUAUUAAGCUCACUAACCAGAGUCCUUGGUGAGUUACAGGCAGGCAUGAUAAAGUGUAAACAGGGGUGGUAGUUGGGCCAGUGUUGCAGCUCUUGUACCCACACAACACCUAUCUUGUACUCAAGGUGUGGCUGGAGUAGUGUUGCAGCUCUUGUACCUCUCACAGCAUCUUUCAUCUUGUACUCAAGGUGUGGCUUGAGUAGUGUUGCAGUUCUUGUAUUUCACACAUUACCUAUCAUCUUGUACUCAAGGUGUGGCUGGGGUAGUGUUGCGGUUCUUGUAUGUCACACAACGCCUAUCAUCUUGUAUUCAAGGUUGAACCAAACCUGAAUCUUGUUUAUAUUUCCCCUAGCUAUUUUAAGCAUGUCUUGUUGGUAGGCAGCCAGGCCAAGUGACAUGCUUGAGUGAGGCCUUGAGUCAAGUGUCUUACUCAAGUGUCUCCUUAUGGGAAAUGUGUGAGACAAGUGAGUGAACCAAGUUACAACUCAAGAAAUAUACUCUGAAUUGUAUUACACUAAGAGACCUUCCGAAUGUGAUGAAGUACAGGGAAACUUUACAUAAAAGUAAGACGUUUUUACAUUAAAUUCCUCCAUUAAUUAUUACUCAUUUUGAAAUAUAAAAUAAGUGCAAAAAACGCCCGUAGAACAAUAUUUUAAAUAAAAUAACCAAGAGUAAAUUAUUUAUGCUAUAAAUGUCGUAUAAUGAACCUUAAGUGACAAAGAAGUAAAUUUUGUAGAAAAGACAAAUGUCUGAAACUCCACGAACUGGGUUGUGUUUUAUCCUUGUGACAGUGGUAGAGGUAAUUAAGAGGUGACACAGCGGAAGACCCGGUGUCUAGCUGUGUGCUGUGUGCGGUCCAACGCUCUGCACAUCUCUUUUGCAGCCGCGGGGAGGUGCCAGGACCUGCGGGCGUGUCUGCACUCCCAGCAGGAUACUGUUAGAACACUCAUUACCUGUUGAAAUCACAGCAGCGGCGGUGGUGACCGUUGUGAAGAUAACGGCUGUGCUUGACCAUUGUGAAGAUAGUAACGGUAGUGCUGGCCGUUGUGAAGAUAACGACGGUGGUGCUGACCGCUGUGGAGAUAACAACGGAGGUGGCGGUGCUGGGCGCACACCAACGUCGUGAUGCUGCUGUUCAUGGUGCUACCCUCCAGACUCCCCAGCUUUGUACAUAUCUGCCUUCUUCAGGAGGGGAUGCUGGAGGGUGUGUCGCGUCGUGCCUUCGGAGGGUCGUCGGGGACGUACAACGUGAGAGCCUCGGAACUGGCGCGACACAAGGCCCUCAAGACGCUGCGGGUCCAAGUUGCCCUCCUCGACGACUCCACCCAGGUCUUCGAGAUAGAGAAACGUGCUAAGGGCCAGGCGUUGCUAGACUUGGUCUUUAAUCAUCUGGAGCUCAUCGAGAGAGACUUCUUUGGUCUACAGUACAUUGAACCCGCCACCAGCAACGAGAACCCCAGAAGAUGGCUCGACCCCCUCAAGCCUGUGAAGAAACAACUUGCAUCAGGGGCCAAGACUCUGGGAACUUGUGGACUUCCGGUGCUGUACUUCCGUGUAAAGUUCUGGGUGAGCGAUCCUGGGAAGCUGACGGAGGAAUACACGCGCUACCAUGUCUUCCUGCAAUUACGGCGAGAUAUACUGGAGGACCGUCUUGGUGCCCAGCCUUCCACUGCUGCCCUGCUCGCCUCCUACGCCCUCCAAUCUGAAGUAGGUGACUAUUGUCUGGAGGAACACGGUAAUGCAUACCUAGCAGACAUGAGGCUUGUUCCCAACCAGACAGAGGAUCUCGAGAAAAAAAUUAUAGAGCUUCAUAAACUCCACAAAGGGCAGACUCCAGCAGAUGCCGAGUUCAAUUUCUUAGAUCAUGCUAAGCGGUUAGAUCUCUAUGGCGUUGAUCUGCACAAAGUUAGGGACUCGACCAACCGCGAGAUACACUUGGGUGUAACUGCGAUCGGUCUGGUAGUGUUCCAGAAUGCUAUAAAAAUAAAUACAUUUAGCUGGGCCAAAAUUGUAAAGAUUUCUUUCAAGCGGAAACAGUUUUUCAUUCAGCUUAGAAGAGAACUGACAGAGCAGACUGACAGUAAGCCAGACCCAAGUUCAUUUCUUCAAAUUGUCAAGAAAAGACUCUAUAAAAAGUCGGAGAAUUAUGACAGCGUGUUGGGUUUCAACCUUGCCUCCUAUCGGGCAUGCAAGUGCCUUUGGAAAUCCUGUGUUGAGCAUCACACAUUCUUCCGACUACACACGCCCAGAACUCCUGCAAGAAAAAAUCUCUUGACUUUGGGCAGCAAAUUUCGUUACAGUGGACGCACAGAGUUUCAGACUGUGGAAGACUGCAAAAGAAGGGCAAGAGUUGAACGUACAUUUGUUCGGUCGCCGUCCAAAAGGUUUGCACGCCAGACUGUGCCAACCCCAAGUGAUUUAGGCCGUAAAGCUAGAUCGGGCUCAGGAUCUUCUCUACGGCCUCGGACAGACUCCUCAGGAUACAAAGUUACUUCCCUCCAAGGUGCAAAAACUCCCAAGAUGGCAUGGGGUGAAGCACAAACACCUGAAGAUGAGACUGGGCUUGCUGAUCGCGAGGAUGUUGAUCGUGGUGUGGGCGUGGGUGAGGAGGGCGUGGGCGUGGCACGCCCCUUGGCCCCGCCCCCAGCACCACCUUCCACCUCGUCAUCGUCCGCCUCGUCAGGAGAGAGUGACGUGGGUGCCUCUCCUUCCCCAGAUCACCAGCCGGGGGGAGGAAGCGAGGAGAGCGCCCACGGCCUUGUCACCAUCAGGAUGAAGCCUGACGAAGGUGGCAAGUUUGGCUUCAACGUCAAGGGCGGCGCUGACCAGAACCUGCCCGUCCUGGUGUCCAGAGUAGCGCCCAAUACCCCUGCAGACAGGUGCUACCCGAGGCUCAACGAAGGUGAUCAG